CAAUGCCCAUUUGCCAUAAAGAAAAUCCGGCCCGGCCCUAAGGGUGCGCCAGCCGGCCCUCCGGCAUAGUGCCUCCAAAUUUUGGGGCCUCUGGUCCUCCACUAUAUAUGAUUAAUUACAAUUACGAAUUAUUAGAUUUCGGUUAUAAAUUUAAAACGAUAAAAAAUUUAUAAAUUGAGUUUUGAUUAUGGGUCUAAAAAAAUAAUAAAAUUUUUAAUCCUAAGGUUAAAGGAACGGUCGAAUCACAUGAGAUGAAUACUUGUUUUCUUAUUAAAAUGUUUUCAAACCAUAUAACAUAACUUAUUCUUUGUCGCGUGUUUUCUAAAUAGAACAAAAGAGGUAAUUGAUGAUGCCUCAUUAUUAUCAUUAUUAAAUUUGUUGCUUUAAAUUUCUUCAUUUUCGUCAAUUAAUAUGUUUGUACUACCAAGGCAAUAGUGGUUAAUUAAUUAAAUAAUUCGCAUUGAUUUAUUAAACGUUAACCAAAAUAGGUAGGUACAACCACCAAUAGUAUAAAGGGAAAAAAUAACUAAAUCAGUUAUAAUUCGCAUUGACUUUUUAACUAUUCAUGUGAUUGUUGCUACAACAGAAAGAAGCUUUUUGAAAUUAAAGUUGUUCAAGUCUUAUAUGUGCUCUACAAUAACAUAAGAGAGCCUUAACGAGUUAGCUAUGUUAGCAAUUGAGAAUAGCUAUUUGGAUGAUGCAAAGAUGGAAGAGCUAAUAGAUGAUUUUAUUUCAAAUAAUACUAGAUGGUUGUUACUUUUUAAACAAUGAUGGAUGAUUUUAUUCCUUUUGCAAUCACUUUAUGAACUUAUGUAUUUUAUUAUUAUUUAAUAAUUUUUAGUCUUAAAAAAUUUACGUAAAAAUCUUUAUAGCCACAUUUUAAAUUUUCGAACAGGACCUCUAAAUAUCAUAGGCCGGCCUGAAGAAAAUUUAGUAGAUUGGUUAGCCUUGUUAGUAGAUUGUAUGACCAAAUCAAUCCACUUAAACCAAACCAAUUAGUCAUUUGUAAAAAAAUCAAACCUAUUAGCCAAAUUAACUAAACUACAACUGAUUAAAAAAACUUGUUGAUGUACUAUUUAUGGUAAACGAUGAAUCACUUCUGUAUGAGUAUGUCAUUAUUGACAUAGAAUUUUAUUCUUCAAAAUAUAAAAAGUGGGUAUCAUUUUAUAGAUCUCGUUAAAUAAAUUUUUAUAUGCAAAAAUAAUUAAAAUUAAAGUUAAAGGAGAGAGCUUGACACAUGGAGCGAUCAUUAUUUAUAUUUUAGGUUAGUUUUAAUUCAAAAUGACUAUUGUGUCCCACCUAAAAUCACUCUCGUUGCAACAUUUUUUAAAGACAAAAUACCACUAGAAAACCCAAACCAUGAAAAAUGUGUCAUUUGUGUCCUAAAAUAUUCAAUAUGACAUUUGUGUCCUAAACUAUUUUUUUUGUUAGAGUUAACCGGCGUUGAUCGUUAGUCAUUAACAGAAAGUCUAGUUAGUGCUGAUGUGGCAUCUGUAGUGGAAUUUAUAAUUAUUUUCCAUAUAAGAAAAGAAAAUGAAAAAUUACAAAAAAUGGGGAUUUACCCUUCCCUCUCCCGUUUCCCAACCUCCGCCGCUGCAACCUGAAAACCGCUGCUCCCAUUGCUCCUAUUGAAGCCUCGACUGAAGCACCUGAAAACCGUUGCUCCCGUUGAAACCUCGCCGCCGCCGCAACCUGAAGGAGGAAAUCUUCACUUCACCUCCGUCGUUGUUCCAGUUGAAGCCUCGAUGUGAACCCUAGAAUGUAGAUCAAUUAGAGCUGCAGAUCCAAUGAAACUCAGAAACAGUGGUGUUGAAAUUAGAUCUGCAGUGACGAAGAGCAAUUCGAAUACGACGGAGUUGGAGAUGGUUUUGGCUAUACAGGUUUCCAUCGACGAUUUGGAAGGGGUACGAGCUUCCCUCCGCCUCCUCGUCGGCGAUUGGAAGGGGUUCGAGCUUCAACCCAAAAUAAGAGAGUACCUAAACCAUGAUCCCCAGAAAUCCAAACCUCCGAACUAGAAAUCGAACUUCUUCUUCCUCCAACCUGGUUCGGAAUCUGCUUCAUAUCCUUCUCUUCCAUCCGCCUCUCGCACCCUCCCUCCCUCUCGACAUCGACUAUUCUUCCCUUCUUCCUCCAUCACUGCCAAAUCCAGUAAGAGAGAGAGAGAGAGAGAGAGAGAGAGAGAGAGAGAGAGAGAGAGAGAGAUGUGUGGAGGGUUGCGGCGCUAGGCUAGUCGGGUUGCGGUGGAGCUAGGCCAGUUGAAGAACAGAGGCGAGAGGGUUUGAAGAAUAGAGACAGAGAUGAAUCGUCUUCAUUAGUGGCGAGGAGGCUUUUGGAUUUACAGAGGGCCGACGAAUAGAGGCAUAGGGAGGCAGCUUUUUAGGGUAAAAUACCUCGAGUACCACUUAAAUUUGAGAAUUGGGGCAGACAUACCACUUAAGUUUGAAUAUAGUGUCGGGUACCAUUAAAGUCUCCAAAAUGUGUAUCCGUCUAGUUUUCCAUCCAACCCAAACUUUUAAUUACCUUUUGGUACCCAAAACUUUAAAAACAUCAAAAUUAUUUUUUCAACAAGUAUUAUCUAAUAUAAAAAUUAGAGAACCUUCUAAACAUAGUACUACUAGAAUGGCUAAUGAAAUUUUUUCGAUAUAAUAGAUAAAAUAGUAAAAAUAAUAAUGAAUAUCAAGAAGGAAUAAUAUAUAUACUAAAAGAUUAUAAUCUAUAAUUAAAAUCAAUAUUAGAAGAUCUAUUUAAACCCAUAAUUCGAUUAAAAGCACUACUAAAAUCAGUUAAAAUAAAACCUUAUUGACCACUAAAACAUCAAGACCAAAGAAGGAUAAAUGGAACAAAAUUUGAAAAUUAAAUAUAUUUCAUUAAUUGAAAAAAAUUUAAACGAAAUGAGACAGAAGGUAACCAAGUAAUAAGUAAACUAUAAAAGCUACAACAUUCGGUUUCAAAUAUAGAAAAGAAAAUAUGACUAUAGAAAAAGAAUUAGAAAUAGAAAUAGUAAAUUUAACUAAUAUGGAACAUCUAGAAUAUAAUAUAUAGAAUUACAAGGAGAUUUAAAUGAAAAAUUAGACAACAUCAAUAUGAUUUAAGUGAACUAAAAUAACAUCCUCGGAUUAUUUAUAUCAUGAUAAAAUUCAUAGAAUAUAUUUCUUCAGGGAGUAAUUCAAUUAUUAGAACACAUAAUGAUAAUUUAAAAGAAGAUUCCAACUAAACAAUAAAAAAGUGAUGUUUUUCAUAAGUCCAAAGGAUUUUUUAAAUAAUAAGAAGUAAAAGGACCAUUUCUGAAAUUUAGAAAAUGAAAUAUUCCAAAAAUAUUCUGUCAACUUUAACGGAAUGCACUUAGCAGUAAACUUAAGUGUUACCGGGUGCACAUAAUAGAGUUCAGUGGUACCCGACGCCCUAUUCAAACUUAAGUGGUAUAGCUCCUCAAAUUCUCAUACUUUAGUGGUACCCGAUGUAUUUUACCUCAACUUUUUAGGUUUCUUUUACUUUCUAAUUUUUUUUACUUUUUUAUUUUAUAAAAUAAUUAAAUUUUGAAUCAAAAAAAUAAUAUUUAAUGAUGUGACAUCUACAUGGCUACAAACUUUUUUGCCACAUCACCAAAUCUGUGACGUUCGUUUGGUCAACGUUAUCUAUAAUGGUCAACGAAAUUGUCGGGACAUAAAUGACACGCAACUAUAAUAGGUUAGGACACAAAUGUAAUAUUGGAUACUUUAGAACACAAAUGACACAUCUUUAAUACUUCGGGGUUUCUAGUGUAUUAGCCUUUUUUAAAUGACACCAACCCUUAAAACUCUCAUGUUGUAUUGUGUUGGGACAAGUAUACCCUAAUUAAAGAAGUAGCAUAGUGGUGACUAACAUUGUAUUCAGUGGGUUUUGGGAAUCUAUUGCAACUUUGUUAUUAUUUGACCGAUUUAAUAUGAUUUCAAUCAACACUAAGCAAAUGAAAGAAAACUAACUAACAAGUAAGCUUUAACUCGAGACAAAAAAAACGUAUUUAGUAUGGAAAUCCCCCAAACUAGCAUGUGACCAAGUCUAAUGGAAUUCUCAUGUAAUUUCCUUAACUCCUUAUGAUGCUAGAAUCCCUAGGACAACAAAUAAGUCAACAAACUGCACUUAAUUUCACUUCUAUGCUUGGAUUCUUAUAUUGUGUGUUACCCCAAAUGCAAAUGAGAAUAUAACUUAUUGUAAAUUCUAUGAGAUUAUUCUCAUACUGCUCUAUUUGAGUUCUAAUCUUGACCUAAUUAGUUGGACACUCUCAUAAGUAGAGAACAAAACAAUCAAUAACAUUCAGAGCAAUAGAUCGGCAAAAUAAUUUUUUUUGACAAAAGAUAAUCAUAUAUUGAUUCAACAAAGGAAGAUAGUUACAUCCUGGAAUCCUGCCAGGCCUAAAAAUUAAAAGAACGACAAGUAGACGGGUACAAAGAAAGGGCCUUUCUAGCCACCGCAUGGGCAACCCUAUUGUUAUUCCGACCUACAAAUCGUAUGCUAGACCCAGAGUGAUUUGCAAUAUAUUGUCUAAUUUCCGCUAAAAUCACCACAACCCUACUAUAUCUGGUAUCCGCUUGAUUGAUCUUGUCGAUAAUGACAUUGGCAUUGCCUUUAAAUUGCACAUCAAGGAACCCAUUGUUCACACACCAAGAGAUCGCUUCCCGGAGGACAAGGGUUUCCACCACCAGAGGAUCAUCAAUAGACUGAAACUGGAUCCCUUGAGCUCGUAAGACGUCCCUAUGAUGGCCAAGCAGAACCAUCCCGUUCGCCAAAUGAAACCCAACCCUUGUAGCCCCAUCCCACAUACACACCACCGAGGGACCCUAAUAGGGCAAAAGCGUAUAGCUUCAAUUCCUAUCUCGUAGUAAACCGGAAAGUCCGGGUAUCGUCUCUCAUGGACUGGUACAACCUUAUAUUCUAUCAAUUUUAUAAAGCAAACUAUAGGUGAAAAUAGUUUAAUGAGACUAAUUUCUAAAAGCAAAAUAAAAUAAACAAAGUAACUAAAUGAAAACUGUCGGGAGUAAUCAACGGAGAAAGCUCUGGGAGAAACAUCGGGACUCACUACCUAUCCUAUCCAGAUUAAUUCACAUAUUCCAAUACAUUUAAUCCAUAUCUCUACAACCAAGAUAUCACUAUUGUGCUAGCUAUCCCUGUCGGGAAUUACUACGUACUAAACAAUUAAAUCAAAUCCUACUGUCGUAGCUCAAUGACUUAACUAUUUAGCCUGAAGAACGAUAUCCCAAUUAAGACCACAUAGCAUCUUAUAUAAUCCACUGUCGCUUCGAUAAGUUACUAUGUCACAUGAAAUAUGUUCAAUUAUUAGGGUUUCACUGUCGCUAAUAACCUAAUUAACUACAAAUCAUUGU
Molecule: messenger RNA, 5360 nt
Organism: Linum trigynum
Lineage: Eukaryota; Viridiplantae; Streptophyta; Magnoliopsida; Malpighiales; Linaceae
Source: the annotation of a GenBank genome assembly